CCAUGCAGAGCACGUGAUUGAUAAAUGUGAACCGAUGUGUGUAGGUUGAAAUCUAAGGCUUUGAACAGUCACUGCCACAGGAGACACCCAAACCUUUAUACACCCUAGAUCUACAGAAUGCCACCAAAACAGGAAGAUCUCUUGACCUUGAAAUUAAAACACCUCAAAUCCACAUAUUUCAUCAGGGUUCCCCUCACAAAGUCCACCAUUGGCGAUGUUAAAACGAGACUCACGGAGCAACUCUCCGUCACUGGGGGCUUGAGGCUUGAGGACGGAUCAAAGGACGAAGACCUUGACAUGGAAAUUCCAAAACCAAGCUUUGAUACUGGUGACUACGAAAAGGCCCCCGGCGUAGCCAAUGAUGACAAUACCGUGACAAACAUCUUGGCCAAAGACAUCCAGUUGGCGUUGCCGAACGAUAAGAUCUUGUCGGCGCACGCGUUGAUUUGGUUGCCUGUUGCGGAAAACGACAAGACAAAGCUCGAACUGUUAGAGCUCAGCGAGGGAGAUGUCCUAGCCUUCAAGCUUACGCUGGAAGACGAGUUCCGUGUGAUUGUCCCGCUUGAGGAUGAGGAGGAAUAAACUACAUGACGACUCAUUAGGUAAAUGCAAAUGCUUAAAAUCAAUUAGUUUUAUUAUGCGAAAUGACGCGUAGUUGUACAAAAUAAUAAAGUAAUUAACUUAGUUAACCAAGGCAGAAGCGGUGGCGGACUCGUACUUCCAGUUUGGUGGCAAGACGGAGACGGUUCUGUAGUAACGAG
Molecule: messenger RNA, 761 nt
Organism: Babjeviella inositovora NRRL Y-12698
Lineage: Eukaryota; Fungi; Ascomycota; Pichiomycetes; Serinales
Exons: 1
Coding region: 118-582 (154 amino acids)
Source: RefSeq, a predicted model, not a curated record